UUAUUUAACAAAGAAUAUAUAUUUUUAUAAUAUAUCAUCGAAGAAAGAAUUAGGAAGGUUGCUGAAAUAUCUCUAAUUUACCAUCGUUUUAGUUGUAUUUCGUUUUAAUUACACUUCGUUGGAAAAUAUUGUUUCUCUAACGUAAAACAAUUUUAAGGAAAUGGAUAAAAAGAAAAGCGAUAAAACCAAUUUGCUUGUAGAAAAUUACAGGAAAUUAGUCCAAAAUUACAUGGACUCACAUAUGUAUACAACCGCUUUAUUUUGGGCAGAUAAAGUUGCAGCAAUUACAAAAAAUUCUAACGAUGUUUAUACCCUCGUUCAAUGCAUGUAUCUUUUAAAACAGUAUCACAGGGGUGCUCACUUAAUGAAAUUAGAACAUCUAGAGAAGGCUAAUAUGCAAUGCGCCUGUUUAACUGCCCGUUGUCUUUUUGAAGCUAAUGAGCUAAACGAAGCUCUAAAAGUACUCAAUAAUUUCGACUCGAGCAUAAAUUCAACAUCAGGUUAUUCCAAAAAUUCGACCCUAUGCUCUUUGCUGUUACUGAAAGGAAAAAUACUCGAGGGUAUGGAUAACCGAGGAUUAGCGGCCGAUUGUUAUAAGCAAGCCCUCCAUUUCGAUGUGCACUGUUUCGAAGCUUUCGAUUCGCUAAUAAAGUAUCAAAUGCUAACAUUUUCUGAAGAGACCGAGUUAUUACAAUCGCUGCCCAUCAACGAGCAAUGCUCGGAAGAAGAAGCCCAAAUUCUAAGGCUACUAUACGAAUCGAAACUGAAAAAAUACCACACGCACACAAUCUCGAAUCCGAACGAAAUGAAAAUGAUGUGCGACAACAUAUCGGCCAUAAAUAACGCAUCGAUAGAUAUCAUGAACUUCACACCGAACCCCGUUAUACAAAAUAUUAAUUUCGACAUACUAUCCCCGACUAUGGGUAGCACGCCAAACGUGACGAGAAAUAACGAUCGUAACCUGAGAAAAUCCAAGCUAGAGAUGCAAGAAGACGACAGUCGACAAAUGCAAGUAGAAGGUCCCGAAAAUUCCAUUUUAACCAAGUUAGGUAGUAGCCUGGACUUGCAAGUGGCCGAAGCCGAAAGGCUGUAUUACAAUUGUGAUUACCAAGGAUGUAAUUCUUUAACCGAAACGAUAUUAAAAGUGGACCCUUACCACGACGCUUGCUUACCAAUACACAUAUCCUGCCAAGUUGAACUUAAACAAAGCAACAAAUUGUUUUCGUUGGCCCACAACUUGGUGGAUUUGUAUCCGAAUUUGGCGAUCUCUUGGUUUGCUGUAGGUUGUUAUUACUACAUAAUAGGUAAAAGUGAUUUGGCUCGAAGGUAUUUAGCGAAAGCGACUUGUCUCGAUAGGCUAUUCGGACCGGCUUGGCUGGCAUAUGGACAUUCGUUUGCCAUCGAAAACGAACACGAUCAAGCCAUGGCCGCUUACUUCAAAGCAUCGCAGCUGAUGAAAGGAUGCCAUUUGCCUCUUUUAUACAUUGGUUUGGAAUGCGGCUUGACGAACAAUGUCAGAUUGGCGGAUAAGUUUUUCAAACAGGCCCAAACCAUUGCGCCUGAUGAUCCUUUUAUAAUGCACGAAAAGGGCGUCAUAGCUUUUCAAAAUUUAGAUUAUGUAGCAGCAGAUGAGCAAUUUCGAAAAGCUCUAGAACGAGUGAAGAGGAUCAGAAAGGGCAUCAUUCCGCAGAGGUGGAGUCCUUUAUUGAACAAUUUGGGCCACACUUGCAGAAAACUGAAAAAAUACGAUGAAGCAUUGCAUUUCCACAAUCAGGCCCUUCUACUGACUCCUCAAUCUGCUGGUAUCUACUCAUCAAUCGCGUAUGUGUAUGUGCUAAUAGAUAACUACGAGGAGGCGGUGCAAUGGUUCCACAAGGCUCUGGGCUUGAAAAGGGACGAUACUUUUAGUACGACUAUGUUGAAUUACAUAAUGGAACAACUGACCGAGGCUGAACCACCGUAUCCAGAUUGCCCAGUCGAUAUACCAGCUUUCAGUGUGGAACCCAGGGUAUUAGAAUCUACGAUUUCUAGUAGUAUCGCCGAAGAUGCUAUAUCCGUGAUCGAGAGCGAUAAUAAUCAAAUAUCGGAUAUGAGCAUAGAGGUCGAUAUGGUCGAUGUGAGUGGAAUGGUUAAAGAAUAAUUAUAGUUUUUAUUUUAAUGGUAUUAGAGUCUAACGCAAUUUUAUUUGAUUAUGUUUUUAAUAUUCCAGUCUAUCGCUUGUAUUCUAUGAGCUUUGCGAAGCUCGUGUACUUUUUGAAUUUCUUGUAAAAAUUAUAGAGCGAUUUGUAAUAAAAC
This is a messenger RNA of Phyllotreta striolata, 2295 nucleotides long. The record is from the annotation of a GenBank genome assembly. Lineage: Eukaryota; Metazoa; Arthropoda; Insecta; Coleoptera; Chrysomelidae.